Messenger RNA from Lottia gigantea (owl limpet), 1911 nucleotides. RefSeq lists its product as hypothetical. Lineage: Eukaryota; Metazoa; Mollusca; Gastropoda; Lottiidae. The transcript has 15 exons. Gene Ontology annotation, cellular component: cytosol. Gene Ontology annotation, molecular function: guanyl-nucleotide exchange factor activity; protein binding. Gene Ontology annotation, biological process: positive regulation of GTPase activity. Bases 1 to 1911 code for a protein of 636 amino acids. The record is from RefSeq and is a predicted model, not a curated record.
AUGAAAGUCUGUGCUGACUUUAAACAAAAUGAAUUAUUGCCAUUAAUAGAAAAGUUAAAAGUAGAAGAAGAUGACAGUAUGAAAGCUGAUUGUCUAGAUGAACUGACACAGAUUAUCGGCAAUAAUGAAGAGAAAAGUGAAGAUAUUGCUGUAUCACUAGUUGAUAGUGGUAUAUUACAAAAAGUUCAUCAAUUAUUAGAAAACUCACAAACUCCACAAUUAUCAGCUAAAUGUGCACAACUGAUUGCUGAACUGGCUAAAUCAGAAUCAUUACGCCAACCCUUGGUAGAUUUGAACUUUAUUAAACCAUUACUUAUUAAUUUAACUAGUGAUUAUAUAUUAUUACCUACACAGUGUUGUCGUGCCCUGGGUAAUAUUUGUUAUGAUAAUGAUGCAGGAAGAAAUGUAAUAGAUGAAUUAAAUGGUAUCAAAUUAUUAACAGAUUUAUUGAGAUCACAAGUUAAAAUUGAUAUUAAGGAUGAAGGAAGUGAGAAAUUAAGAACUAUUGCUUGUGGUUUCUUACUCAAUCUUACCAAUACUCAUGAUGUUUUACAAGAGAAAGCAUUAGAGAAUGGUGUAUUAGAUAUAUUAGAUUUGUGUUUGAAGAAACAUCUAGAAGAUGAAGGAUUAACUAAUAUGGCUUUAUUAACACUCAGUAGUUUAUCAGAUUCAGAUAGUGGAAGAGAUAAAAUUAGUGAAUCUCCAGUUUUAAAAACAUUAGUUAAUUUAUUAGUAGAAGAGAAAGUUAGUGAACAUAUAGAAACUAUUCUAGAUAUACUCAUAUUGUUAACAGAAUGUGAAACAAUCAAAGAUAAUCUAGCGAGUACAGAUCUCAGUAAUCACUUAAUCAAAAUCAUCCAAUCAAAUGUCGGGAAAUCUGAUCCUGAUAGUCAACAAAUAAUCAAAAUGGCGUCUGAUCUUCUGGUCUCACUCUUAGUUGGUGAUAAAAGUAUGGAGUUGUUAUUUGGUGGUGGUAAAGGUCCUGUAUUUAUAGAAUCUAUUAAAUGGUUAUCUAGUGAUAAUGAACAUCUCCAAACAUCAGGAGCUCUAGCUAUUGGGAAUUUUGCUCGGAGUGAUGAACAUUGUCAGUUACUAGUAGAGAAUGGUAUAGUAGAACAUUUAUUAAAGUUAUUACAAGUGACACCUACAGAUAGUAAUAUGACAUUAUUACAUGCUGCGUUAAGUGCUCUCAGAAAUCUAGCAAUACCAGUAAGCAAUAAAUCACAUCUGUUUAAAGCAGGAGUGAUGUCUGCUGUGUUAAAAUUAUCUCCUAUAGAAUCUAUGGCUGUCACCUUUAAAUUACUAGGUGUUUUACGAAUGUUAAUAGAUGGGCAAGAAGAAGCAGCUAAAACACUAGGAGAAGAUAAAGAAUCUUUAGUACGUAUUGUAGAAUGGUGUGAUGUUGAGGAACAUGCUGGUGUCAGAGAUCCCAUAAUACAGAAAUUCAAAGUUCUAUUGUUUAAUGUAGGUGAAGCAACUAGAUUGUUAGCUUGGUUAAUUAAAAACAGUAAAUCAACAUUAGUAAUGAAAAAUGUGAUCAGUGCCGAUGGUAUACAAUAUCUGGUUUCUAUGGCAACAUCUGAACAUGUGGUAAUGCAGAACGAAGCCUUAAUGGCACUAACCUUGAUGUCAUCUUCAUGUUUAGAAGAUGCAGCUGUUCCCUUAAAAGAAGCAGACUUGGCGAAGACUGUGACAGAAAUAUUAAAAAAUCCUUCAACAUUACCUGAAAUAUUAUGUAAUACAUUGACUUUAACUAAAACCAUCUGUUGUGCUGCAAGUAAUUUACGUGAAGAAAUAGUAACAUCAGGUAUAGCUGAUAUUACCAAACAAUUACUUCAACAUAAUGAUACUAAAGUUCAACAAGCUGCCAAAGGUGUUUUAGAUUUUCUUGAUGAUGCAGACCAACAAUGA